UCAUGUGCAGCAGGGCCGCCAUGAUCACCGCCGCGGACGAUCAGCUGCAGCAGGGCUCGGAAUCCGGCGUCGCCGCCGCCGCCGCCGCUGCCGCAGCCGCCGACUCGUCGCAGCAGGCCAACCUCAACCGGUACCGGUUACAUCUGUACAAUUACGCGCUGCAGGCCGAACGGUUGCGGUUGUCCGGUGGAUGGGGCGCCGUGUGCCCGGUCUAUCCGGCAGCGGCCGCGGCCAUCUACCAGCCGCGGUUUCCGGUCGCGCUGUUCCAUCCCAACAGCGGCAGCGCGGGCGGCGGACUGCAGGCGGCCGACGAGCCGAAGCCGCAGCACAGCUACAUCGGACUGAUCGCCAUGGCCAUACUCGGAUCGACCGAGGGCAAGCUCGUGCUGUCCGACAUCUACCAGUACAUACUGGACAACUACCCGUACUUCCGGACCCGGGGCCCGGGAUGGCGCAACUCGAUCCGGCACAACCUGUCGCUCAACGACUGUUUCGUCAAGGCCGGCCGGUCGGCCAACGGCAAGGGCCACUAUUGGGCCAUACACCCGGCCAACGUGGACGACUUCAAGAAGGGCGACUUCAGGCGCCGGAAGGCGCAGCGCAAGGUCCGCCGGCACAUGGGCCUGGCCGUGGACGACGACGGCAACGACUCGCCCAGUCCGCCUCCGCCGCCGCCGCCACCGCCGCCGUCGAUGCAGCAGCAGCACCACCACAUGCACCAUCACGUGCAACACCACCACCAGCAGUCGCAACAUUUGCACCACCAGCACCAGCAGCAGAGGUCACCGCCGGCGUUGUGGCAGUCCGCAGCCGGUCACCCGCAUCAUCCGUUCUACUUCCAACCCGUCGUCCCGCAACCGGCCACGGCCGUCUUGCAGCAACAACAGCAACAGCUGCAGCAACAGUCCGCGGCGCUCUUGGUGCCGGCCAGGGCGCAGAAACGGCAGUUCGACGUCGCGUCCCUGCUGGCGCCGGAUCCGCCGAAACGCAUGUUGCAACAGUUGCACCGGGACGAUCCGAUGGCCGCGUUGACCGCUACCGCGGGUAACAAUAAUGCGGCCACCGCGAGUAGCGACGACGACGACGAGACGAUGACGUGCGGCGGCCGGAACGGCGGCGGCGGCGGUAGCGGCGUCUGGGAACCGGCGGGCCUGCUGCAGCGGUACUACGAGCAGCAGCUGCAGGCCGCGCACCGGUUGCACGCGUUCCGCCAGUCGUUGGGCCUGCAGAGGAUGAUCGGAGGCGGCCCGUGGCCCGCCGUCAUCGUGCAAGACCGCAACCAGACGCCCACGCCGCCCUCGCUGCAGCCGUACACCGAGGCCACUACCCCGACGCCCGACGACACCGUCUGCAAAACCGAACUAGUCGACUGAGGUAAACGCGACCGUUUUCCGAUUUUUUAUUAUAUAAUAAUAUUAUACGAUGUAUCGUUUUUUACUAUACACAACUACCUUCGUUUCGUUAUGGACUCACCCGCGUCAACGUUGUCGAGUGCGAUACGGCGAUAUAUUAAAAAAAAGAAAAUCCCGUUUUCGGUUAGUUGCCUCUGAAAGUGUAUAAUAUAUAAUAUAAAAGAUCACUGUAAUCGUUUCCUAUUUAUUCCCGUCAAAUGUGAAUGAUUCGAAAUUCGACUGCCGUGCACGACAAUUUAUACACAUAGUAUAAGUACUUAUGCAUAUGAACAGUAUAGGCCCGUUACGCUUAACAUUUUUCCCAUGAGUCAUUAUCGUUCAACCCGUAAAACGUUUACUAAAUUAUAUAAUUUGUUCACGGUGUUCGUUCUACUCGAUCGUUUUUCUCCCAGUUUAAUAUAUAAUACGUAUAUUAUGUAUAUUUAUAGAUAGCGUAUAUAGAUGCGACAAAAUAUAAUUUAAUAUUGUUAUUUUUGCCGAGGUAUGUUACAUGUACAGUAGUCCGUUUGGGUAAGUAAGAUUAUUAUUACCUGCGAUACGUGCGAUUUUAUUUUAUAUUAUUUUUCGACAAUCGUUACAUUACUGAAUUAUAAUAUUACUAUAUAAACAUCAUAUGUUUUAAAGUUAUGGAGUGUUUUACUAAUUAUGCACAUCGUACUUAUGUGAUUUUAUUUUAUUAUUCAAUUGAAACCGUAGAUUACUCUUUACAGAAUAAUAUGGUAAUUUACUUAUUCAUACUCAAUGGCUUAAUUAGUGUUUUUUUUUUAAUGGAACAAGCACUCGCCCAAACGGUCUACACAAAUAAUCGCGGUGUGCAAAACUAUAUAAUUGCCCGACAUUAUUAUAUGACUAUUAAUAUGUUUAACCCUUUUGGGAAAAGUUAUUAUUUAUAUUGUGUUAAACGAUUUUUAGAUUAUCGAUAAUAUAGAGAAAUGUUUUUGAAUUGCAAUUAUGUUACACAUAUAGUACUCGUAUAAAUGUUUUUUCUUAUCCUUGUAAAUCAUGUAUAAAGUUAUAGUAUAAUAUAUUGUGAAAAACGAAUAAA
Rhopalosiphum maidis (corn leaf aphid) is the source of this 2457-nucleotide messenger RNA. It is a transcript of the gene fd102C, whose product is annotated as forkhead box protein D1. Gene Ontology annotation, molecular function: RNA polymerase II cis-regulatory region sequence-specific DNA binding; DNA-binding transcription factor activity, RNA polymerase II-specific. The record is from RefSeq and is a predicted model, not a curated record. The coding region runs from base 3 to 1373 and encodes 456 amino acids. The transcript has a single exon. Gene Ontology annotation, biological process: cell differentiation; regulation of transcription by RNA polymerase II; anatomical structure morphogenesis. NCBI's taxonomy places the organism in Eukaryota, Metazoa, Arthropoda, Insecta, Hemiptera, Aphididae.